AUGUCGACGACUACAGGAACUGUUAAUUACAGAAAUGGCACUAAUAGAAGCUCUCUCCGAACUCAGUCCUCUGCUUCUACUUCCGGUGGACAGAAGUCGACCCUCAAAUCUAAGUCGGUGCUCCGGAAGAGCAGCCCCGCCUCACUCGGCGGCGGCUCUGCGGCAGCUUCUAAAUCCGGAAGCGGUGGCGACGCCGGUGUUCCUGGGAGGGUACGAGUAGCUGUUAGGUUAAGGCCACGCAAUGGCGAGGAACUGAUCGCUGAUGCAGAUUUUGCUGAUUGUGUUGAGCUUCAACCGGAGGUUAAGAGGUUGAAGCUCCGGAAAAACAACUGGGACACUGAUACAUUUGAGUUCGAUGAAGUGCUCACUGAGUAUGCUUCGCAGAAGCGAGUUUAUGAAGUUGUUGCAAAACCUGUUGUCGAGGGUGUUUUGGAUGGUUACAAUGGGACAAUAAUGGCCUAUGGUCAAACCGGAACUGGUAAGACGUAUACACUUGGGCAGCUCGGGGAAGAAGACGUAGCUGAUCGUGGAAUAAUGGUUCGUGCCAUGGAGGAUAUCUUAGCUGGAGUGUCGUUAGAGACGGAUUCUAUAUCUGUCUCCUAUUUGCAGCUUUAUAUGGAGACUGUGCAAGACCUUCUUGAUCCGGCUAAUGAUAACAUUGCUAUAGUUGAGGAUCCGAAAAGUGGAGAUGUGUCUCUUCCAGGUGCUACAUUGGUUGAGAUUAGGGAUCAGCAGAGCUUCUUGGAGCUACUGCAACUCGGAGAAGCGCACCGGUUUGCUGCUAAUACCAAGUUGAACACUGAGUCAUCUCGUAGUCAUGCGAUCUUAAUGGUGAAUGUGAGACGGUCUUUAAAAACAAGAGAUGGUUUGUCAAGUGAAAGUAGUAAUAAUGGAAGCUCCCAUAUGACUAAAUCUCUCAAGCCUCCUGUUGUCCGGAAGGGGAAACUAGUUGUGGUGGAUCUUGCUGGAUCAGAACGUAUCAAUAAAUCAGGAAGUGAGGGACAUACACUAGAGGAAGCCAAAUCUAUCAAUCUCUCUCUGAGCGCACUAGGGAAAUGCAUCAAUGCACUUGCUGAAAACAGUUCUCAUGUCCCAUUCCGUGAUUCAAAGCUAACUAGAUUGCUUAGAGAUUCAUUUGGAGGCACUGCAAGGACCUCCUUAGUAAUUACAAUUGGUCCCUCACCACGACAUCGAGGAGAGACAACAAGCACUAUAAUGUUUGGCCAGAGGGCUAUGAAAGUGGAAAAUAUGGUGAAGUUAAAGGAAGAGUUCGACUACAAAAGCUUGUCUAAAAGGCUUGAGGUGCAACUAGACAAUCUAAUUGAGGAAAAUGAAAGGCAGCAGAAAGCAUUCGUUGAUGAAAUCGAAAGAAUAACCGUGGAGGCACACAACCAAAUUUCUGAGGCUGAAAAGAGAUAUGCCAAUGCACUAGAGGAUGAAAAGCUAAGGUAUCAGAAUGAUUACAUGGAAUCAAUAAAGAAGCUAGAGGAUAACUGGUCAAAGAAUCAGAAAAAGCUUGCUGCUGAAAGGCUUGCACUUGGCGAGAAAAAUGGCUUGGACAUCACAUCGAAUGGAAAUAGAUCAAUAGCUCCAGCCUUGGAUGAAGUCUCUGAACUGAAAAAGUUGCUUCAGAAAGAAGCUCAGUCGAAGAUGGCGGCUGAAGAGGAAGUGAAUAGGCUGAAACUUCAACUCACUGAAUUUAAAAAAGUUGAAGUGUCAGGAAAUUCUGAGAUCAUGAGACUCCACAAGAUGUUGGAAAAUGAGACGCAACAAAAAGAGAAACUAGAAGGAGAUAUAGCAACUCUGCAUACUCAACUACUUCAACUGAGUCUUACUGCUGACGAGACACGACGGAACCUUGAGAGACAUGAUUCAGAGAACACUUCCGGUGUUCAUCCAGGAAGUGCUGAGAAUCCUCCUGUAGGUAGACUAUUUGAACAAGUGGGAUUGCAAAAGAUCUUGUCACUGCUAGAAGCUCAAGAUGCUGAUGUCCGGAUUCAUGCUGUCAAAGUGGUGGCAAAUCUGGCUGCCGAGGAGGCAAACCAGCAGCAAAUUGUGGAAGCUGGUGGUCUCACCUCCUUACUGAUGCUUCUGAGAAGUACAGAAGAUGAGACUAUUCACAGAGUUGCUGCUGGUGCUAUCGCCAACCUUGCAAUGAACGAAACCAACCAAGAGCUGAUCAUGGAUCAAGGAGGUAUCGGUUUAUUGUCGUCAACAGCAGCCAAUGCUGAAGAUCCUCAGACUCUCAGGAUGGUCGCUGGAGCAAUAGCAAAUCUAUGUGGAAAUGAUAAACUGCAGACAAAGCUAAGAUCAGAAGGAGGGAUUGCAGCUUUGUUGGGAAUGGUGAGGUGUGGACAUCCUGACGUUCUUGCACAAAUUGCUCGCGGGAUUGCAAACUUCGCCAAAUGCGAGUCAAGAGCAUCAAACCAAGGAACUAAAAGAGGGAAAUCACUCUUGAUAGAAGAUGGUGCGCUCUCUUGGAUUGUACAAAAUGCCAAAACUGAAACUUCAGCUAUCAGGCGACAUAUUGAAUUAGCUCUGUGCCACUUAGCACAACACGAAGGGAAUGCGAAGGAGAUGGUGAAGGAAGGAGCAAUAUGGGAGCUGGUGAGGAUCUCAAGAGACUGUUCAAGAGAAGAUAUAAGGAGUCUUGCUCACAGGACUCUCACUUCAAGUCCCACUUUCCUCACUGAACUCAGACGUCUCCGUGUUGAUGUCCGAUAUAUGAUGUCUUCUAUUGGCUUGCCACCUGAAGUGGAGUUUCAAAAUAUAUUGUCUAUGCUUGAUUCUGAAGAUGCUAAAGCACAGAUUCAUGCUAUCAAAGUGGUCGCAAAUCUGUCUGCCGAAGAUGCAAAUCAUCAGCAAAUUCUGGAGUAUGGUGGCCUAACCUUAUUGCUAAUGCUGCUGAGAAGUACCAAAGAUGAGACCAUUCACAAAUGUGCUGCUGCUGCAAUCGCCAAUCUUGCAUUGAACAUAACCAAUCAUGAAAUGAUCGUGGAUCAAGGAGGUAUCGGUUUGUUGUCAUCAGCAGCAACCAAUGCUCAAGAUCCUCAGACCCUCAGAUUGAUUGGUGGAGCAAUUGCAAAUUUAUGUGGAAAUGAAAAAUUGCUGGCAAGACUAAGAUCAGAAGGCGGGAUUGCAACUUUGUUGGGAAUGGUCAAAUGUGAGCAUCCUCAUGUUAUUGCACAAGUUGCUCGCGGAAUGUCAAACUUUUCCAAAUGCGAGUCAUGGUCAAGAGCAUCAAUCCAAGCAGGAACUAAAAAAGGGAAAUCACUUUUAGUAGAAGAGGGUGUUCUCUCUUGGAUUGUAAAACACGCCAAAAACGAAACUUUGGACAUCAGGCGACAUAUCGAAUCAGCCCUAUGCUACUUAGCACAACUCGAAGCGAAUGCGAAAGAGAUGGUGAAGGGAAGAGGAAGAGCAAUGUGGGAGCUGGUGAGAAUCUCAAGAGACUGCUCUAGAGAAAACAUAAGAAGUCUUGCUCAUAGGACUCUUACUUCAAGUCCCACUUUUCUCACUAGGCUCAGACGUCUUCAUGUUAAUAUCCGGCUGGUGACUGACAAUGCGGUUUGUUCUUCAGUGGUAAUCGGUGACAUGGAUCACAACUUCGUCGAUAACAGUGGAAUGAGAAAUGCUCUCAAAUUGGUAGCAUCUUGCUCUGCCCAAGAGGCAAAUCUUAAGAGAAUCAUGGAAAGAAAAAGCUUCACCAUGGUGUUACUAUUUCUAAGAAAUAGUAAAGAUGAGACGGUUCAGAGAGAUGCUGCUUUUCUAAUCGCCAACUUUUCCCUAAGCAAAACGUACCAAGAGAUAAUCAUGGAUAAAGGGUGCAUUAGUUUGCUGUGGUCGGCAGCAGCUACUGCUCAAGAUCCUCAAACCAUAACGAUGUUUGCCAAAGCCAUUGCCAACUUAUGUGGAAAUGAAGAAUUGCACAUGAAGCUAAGGUCUAAAGGCGGGAUUGCAGCCUUGUUGGAAAUGGCUGGCCGGAGUGGACAUUUAGACGUUUUUGCAGAAGUUGCUCGUGGAUUUGCAAACUUCGCCAGCUCCGAGUCAACCAUAUCAACCCAAGGAGUUAAUAGAGGGAAAUCGACCUUAUUAGAAGAUGGAGCGCUCUCUUGGAUCAUAGAGAAGGCCAAGACUGAAGAAGCCUUGACCAUUAGGUUGCAUAUCGAAAUAGCCCUUUGCCGCUUGGCGCAACACGAAGCAAACGCUGAAGAGAUGGUGAAGGAAGGAGCAAUGUGGGAGCUUGUGAGGAUUUCCAGAGAUUCUUCAAGAGAAGACUUGAGAGUUCUUGCUCAUCAAAUUCUUACCUCAAGUCCCAUUUUUCUAACCGAACUUAAACGUGUUUGUGUUGAACUCCGGAAUAUUGAUGGAGCUUCGAUAGAUCGUGAAAACAAUCUGGAAAUGUCGAGAUUCGAAAAUGAUUUACUACAACACAUCAACACCAUAUAUGAAGUGAUUCUAGAAGCUGAAAAGGAAAAUGUUAUUAAGGCAACGUACUACAAAGGAAAAGAACAACUCGCAGGUUUAUUUACUACAUUGAUAGAAACGACGUGGGCCGAAGAACUAAAGAGCAAGCUCGGAGUGACAUCAAAAUGGAUAAAAAAAGAGUGA
Molecule: messenger RNA, 4611 nt
Organism: Microthlaspi erraticum
Lineage: Eukaryota; Viridiplantae; Streptophyta; Magnoliopsida; Brassicales; Brassicaceae
Source: the annotation of a GenBank genome assembly